Scomber japonicus (chub mackerel) is the source of this 2512-nucleotide messenger RNA. RefSeq names its product ceramide transfer protein-like. Gene Ontology annotation, molecular function: phosphatidylinositol-4-phosphate binding. Gene Ontology annotation, biological process: ER to Golgi ceramide transport. Bases 522 to 2393 code for a protein of 623 amino acids. The transcript is spliced from 17 exons. The record is from RefSeq and is a predicted model, not a curated record. Gene Ontology annotation, cellular component: Golgi apparatus. Lineage: Eukaryota; Metazoa; Chordata; Actinopteri; Scombriformes; Scombridae.
GCUAACUAAACUGCGGAACUAAAAAGCAGCGAUGCGCUCCGUUGCUCGUCAAUCGUAGCCUGAAGUUGAGGUAACACGAAGGCCUUCCUUAUCGACCACUCUGCUUGAGUUUAGCUUAUCCUCUGCAACCAGGAUAUUUAACUACAACAGGCACAAGUUGCACGUUUACUUAACAUUAGCUAGUCGCGUCGUUUUGACAACUAAGGCUAACUAGCUAGUAGGCAUUUGGUGCUCGACGUCAGUUUCAAAACAAAGCCCGCAAAAACCCGAGAAGUUGAGACUCAGCUGUCAGCGUCGGGAUAGCUUGUUUCAAAACGAGCCAAGCUAGGCUGAAGUCUCGUCAGACGCCAUCCAGCUGGUUUUUAUCAUAGUUUUUACAGCGUUGUUUUGCUGAGUUUAAAAGAGCUGUCAGCAGGUUUUGGUUGUGACGCGUUUGAGCUGAUAAUUAUCCCACCAGCUAGCGUCAAGCUACGUGGUCCUGGCGAUUGCAAUCACAAUCAAGUUUUGAAGCUUGGAUUUAAAUGUCCGAAAAGAGUUCAUCGUCCGGUUCAGAUGAGGAUGUGGACCCGGAAUCCGGGCAGCCUGUGGAGCUGGGAGGCGUUUUAAGCAAGUGGACAAAUUACAUACACGGAUGGCAGGACCGAUGGGUCGUGUUGAAAAACAAUACUUUGAGCUACUACAAGUCGGAGGAUGAACGGGAAUAUGGCUGCAGGGGGUCCUUGUGCCUCAGCAAGGCUGUCAUCACACCUCAUGAAUUUGACGAGUGCCGUUUUGACAUCAGUGUCAACGACAGUGUCUGGUACCUCAGAGCCGAAGAUCCUGAGCACAGACUCCAGUGGAUUGAGUCGAUUGAACUGCACAAGGCCGAGUCCGGUUAUGGUUCAGAAACCAGUCUGAGGCGUCAUGGUUCCAUGUUGUCUCUCACCUCUGCAGCCAGUGCCUUGUCUGCUACAUCCACAUCCUCCUUCAAGAAGGGGCACAGGUUGUGUGAGAAGCUAGCAGAAAUGGAGACUUUCCGGGACAUUCUGUGCAGACAAGUGGACACGCUGCAGAAAUACUUUGACUCCUGUGCUGACGCUGUCUCCAAAGAUGAAUUCCAUAGAGACAGAGUAGUGGAGGAGGAUGAAGAUGACUUUCCUUCCACCACAAGAACUGACGGCGAAUAUAAUCACAACAACAAUGGCAGCAAAGAGAAAUUGUUUCCCCCUGCCAGUCCAAAAGGUAUCAAUGGUAUAGAUUUCAAGGGCGAGGCCAUCACCUUCAAGGCCACUACAGCUGGCAUUCUGUCCACCUUAUCCCACUGUAUCGAACUGAUGGUCAAACGAGAGGACAGCUGGCAGAAGAGACUAGACAAGGAGCUUGAAAAGAGGAGGAGGGUAGAAGAUGCCUACAAGUCUGCUAUGAACGAACUGAAGAAAAAGUCACACUACGGAGGCCCAGACUACGAGGAAGGGCCCAACAGCUUGAUCAAUGAGGAUGAGUUCUUCGAUGCGGUGGAAGCUGCACUGGACAGACAAGACAAGAUAGAGGAGCAGUGCCAGUCAGAGAAGGUCAGGAUACCUCGACUAACACCGGUUCCUCCCGGAGACGCCUACUCCACCAUCGGCACACACAGAUUUGCCACCAAGCCCCAUAGCCAUUCUUCUUCCCUGUCCUCCGUUGAGCUAGUCAGUGCUUCAGAUGACAUUCACAGAUUCAGCGCUCAGGUGGAGGAGAUGGUGCAGAAUCAUAUGACUUAUUCUCUUCAAGAUAUGGGUGGAGAUGCCAACUGGCAGCUGGUGAUAGAGGAAGGGGAGAUGAAGGUGUACAGGAGAGAAGUGGAAGAGAACGGUAUCGUGCUGGAUCCUCUCAAAGCUACACAUGCAGUGAAAGGGGUGACGGGACACGAGGUUUGCCACUACUUCUGGGACACAGCUGUCCGAUUGGACUGGGAGACCACCAUUGAAAAUUUCAACGUUGUGGAAACACUCUCCGACAAUGCUGUCAUUGUUUAUCAGACGCACAAGAGAGUGUGGCCUGCCUCUCAGAGAGACGUGCUCUAUCUGUCAGCCAUCAGGAAGAUCCUGGCAACAAACGAGAAUGAUCCCGACACAUGGCUGGUCUGCAACUUCUCCGUGGACCACGAUAAUGCCCUUCCUACAAACAGGUGUGUUCGUGCCAAAAUCAAUGUUGCCAUGAUCUGCCAAACUCUCGUUAGUCCACCAGAGGGCGACAAAGAGAUCAGCAGAGACAACAUCCUCUGUAAGAUUACCUACGUUGCCAAUGUAAACCCAGGAGGUUGGGCUCCAGCAUCAGUCCUCAGAGCCGUGGCCAAGAGAGAAUAUCCCAAGUUCCUCAAACGCUUCACCUCCUACGUACAGGAGAAAACUUCUGGGAAGCCGAUCCUCUUCUAAACACUGAGGUAACCGGGAACAAAACUCUUCUUGUUUUACAUCUGAGAAAUCUGGCAUAUUAUGGCUUGAGUCAUUCUAAGGAAACAUAUUAUAGUUUUAUGAUUUUUUGUGACACUGAC